ACACUGGUGGGAGACCCAUCUCACCGGUUGAUACCUACCUACCUAGCUGCUUGCGACGUCAUGACGUCAGGUGAUGGUUAAAACACCUGCAGAUCGGUAUUAGCGUAGACCAGGCGUCCUAUGCCAACACUAUCGCUAUAUAUCAAUCUCUCCCGUGACCUGGUGUGACCAGAGCGACCCCUGACCAUGCUGGAGCCGAACCAGACGCUGUGGUUAGCUAUGGGGAUCGUGGCGGCGAUUGUGGGAGGGUACGCGCUGACGUCUCUGUUCCUGCUCCGCUUCCCAACUCUCCUGCACCGCAAGAAGCAGCUCAAGUUCUGCUGUAAGCACAUCAGCCACAGAGGAGGUAUGGCUGAAGGUUUGGAGAACACCAUAGGAACUUUCCAACAUGCUGUAGACCUUGGUACUGACAUGUUGGAGCUGGAUGUACAGCUGUCACAAGACGGGAUAGUAGUCGUGUCACACGACAACGAAAUCAAGCGCACCACAGGCGCGGACAUAAAGAUAUCAGACACCAAGUUUGCAGAUCUACCUCCUCUGCACACUCAUCAGGAAGUUACAUUCCUCAAUGCUCUCCCAGUCUGUUUCCCAGAUGCUACAGACCGAAGUUUCUGCCGACUGCGGGAUGUUUUUGAGAAAUUCCCAGCUGUGGUCAUCAAUAUAGAUAUCAAAAAUGAUGAUGAUGAGCUCAUUGCAAAGGUUGGGGAAAUGAUCCAUGAGUACAAGAGAGAAGCUAUCACUGUGUGUGGCAGUCGACUAGACACUGUCGCUCACAAGUUUCACCAGCAGCACCCAGACAUCCCCUUGUUCUUCAGUGCCAAGCGAGUUGUACAGCUGGUGUUACUGUUCUACAGUGGUCUACUGCCUUUCAUUCCGCUCAAGGAGUCUUGCCUCGAAGUUGUCAUGCCCAGCAUCGUUUGGGGAGAACGUUGGGCAGAUACGGUACCUACGAAAUACAAGGUGUUAGCACGCGUUGUUGACUUCUUACUGAUGAGCAAAGUGCUGAUUCGUCACCUGGACAGGCGCGGGAUCCACACGUACCUCUGGGUCAUCAACAAUGACGCCGACUUUGAGCGCGCGUUCAGUCUCGGCGCCAAAGGAGUCAUGACAGACUAC
Messenger RNA from Branchiostoma floridae (Florida lancelet), 1116 nucleotides. Its product is annotated as lysophospholipase D GDPD1-like. The annotation marks the transcript as partial. Gene Ontology annotation, molecular function: phosphoric diester hydrolase activity; phosphatidylcholine lysophospholipase A1 activity. Gene Ontology annotation, cellular component: endoplasmic reticulum membrane. NCBI's taxonomy places the organism in Eukaryota, Metazoa, Chordata, Leptocardii, Amphioxiformes, Branchiostomatidae. The transcript is spliced from 8 exons. Gene Ontology annotation, biological process: glycerophospholipid catabolic process. The record is from RefSeq and is a predicted model, not a curated record.